CUCCAGGAAGUGCUUCUCUUAAAACUUCUUAGCUCCAAAUGUUGUAAACCUUAGCAAUAGACACUCAACCCUUCAAACGUGAACUUAGAGAUAUCAUCAUAACUUAACUCGUUCUUGAGGCUGUCCUUUUUCCAAUUCAGGGGCAAGUAUCAUUGAGACCCAAACACGUUUAAUUGAUAAUCUCUUCUCAAACUCCCGGCAACACCUUUCGCAUGGCAACACAAUAACACCAGACACAAAGGAGAGCUGUCAUUACGCUUCCGAGGUCACUAGCACGUAAGGGCAGGCUAAGCUCGCUCUUAAACGUGUCAGGCUACAGACAGGCGUGUUUUAAUAGAGGCCAAGUAUUGCAAUGGCUGCAUCACCAAGAGCGUCGACGAGCUAUGGACCGAAGUCUGAACGAACCCCUCUACUACGACGAGACACAGAGCGUCCCAAGACCGCGCGCAACGUAACCUUUAACCCGAACCCCGUGUCAAGAACCAUCGAUCCAGAUCCUGCUUCUUUAAGCUCGUCGCCUAGCACCAUAAAUACUCUCGAGCAUGGACGCGCGACGAGUUCCCUGGCCUCGGGAAGUAGCUCGGCCGUCCCGCCUCCCAUGCUCUCGGCGCUGAAUAAUCGCCUACGUCGACGCAACAGUCACGGUUCCGUCUUCACCGCUCUCCCGCCAUCAGUAGGCCCUGUGCCGAAGAUUGGCCCCCAACGGAGCUCCAAGACUGCGCAGAAACUAAAACUACUGCCGAAUCCCGAGCUCGAAGAGGAGGCACCAGAUGAGGAGAGCGGCAGGGACGUCUAUUCGCAAUACACGCGUAUUAAAGAUCCUACAGCGAGGAGAGAUGCCGCACGGUUAGGAAAGGCAGACCGAGACAGGUUGCCACGGGUCACAGCCUAUUGUACCGCAAACAGAUACCAGAUGGAUGGCCUGAUGCGGUUCCUAAAAGGCAGGGGCAAGAACCGGGGAGCACAUCCUAAAUUAAUCGACGAGUGCAUAUACUCACCUUAUAGCUAUACACUUGGCAAGUCGGCAGAACGAGCUGAAGCGGCAGAAGAAAUACCAGAGAGACCGGUUCAGAUGUAUGAAAGGAGACAUUCGACAGGCGAGUUCGAAGAGCAUUCGGAUGAGUACAGGAGAGAAAGCCUACACAACUUGCAGGCGCAACGAAAUGACGGAACGUCAGAUGCCGAACAAACGUUCAGCAAUGGCCGAGAUAUGCACAACAAUCUCACCUACCCAUCACGACUAGAGGACGAAAGCGCGAUACACGACUUGCAUUCGCAUUCGGAGCAACACCCGCACGAAGUCGAGUUUGAUACCAAGGUGCACACCCCAGAAGUAUUCUUGUUCGAUUACGGCGUCGUAGUUAUAUGGGGGAUGACACUGGGACAAGAACAGCGAUUUCUAAAAGACAUAGCAAAGUUCGAACUUGAGAAGCUAGACCCGGACGACAUGGAGACAGAAUGCUUUAAUUUUUACUACACGAACGAGUACCAGCCGCGGAUAUAUAACGACUUUAUCACAUUACGAGACAAAAGGAAUUAUAUGACGAAACUGGCUAUAUCACAUGCGCUCGCCCAAAGCGUCAAGACCUCCCUCUUCGAAGAGCUCAUCGCCUCGACCGUCGAUACAUGCAAGGAUAUCCCGACGCAAAUAGCCCUGACAGGAAAAAUUGCCCUCUCACGCUCACAAAUCAACAUGCAGAUUGGCGAAUUGUUCAUUCUCAGGAUUAACAUUCACCUCAACGGUAGCGUCCUCGACACGCCCGAGCUCUUCUGGGUCGAACCCCACCUCGAGCCCGUCUACCAGGCCGUCCGGAGCUACCUCGAGAUGGACCAACGUGUCGGUCUGCUCACGGAACGGCUAGAUGUCAUUGCGGACUUGUUGGCGGUGCUGAAAGAUCAGCUCAGUCACGGACACGGCGAGAAAUUAGAGUGGAUUGUCAUCGUUCUCAUCGCAGCCGAGAUCCUGGUCGCGGCAGUCAAUAUCGUCGUCGACCUGUACGCGGGCGUAGACUAAGCAUCUGUCGUACCUACGCACCUCGUCGCUAUUAGACUAGUAAUUUGCUUUCAUAAAUCGGAAAAUGCAAUGGGCGGCGCUGGGGAUGCACGGGAUCAGUUACAUAUAUUUGUAGUAUAGCAUACAUACCUCAUACCUAACCUAGGUACUUAAGUGGACUCCACCUACGCAGCGGCACCUUCAAGUUCUUGGGUAUGGCAGGUCUAAUCAGCAGAGGCCAUUAUUCAAAACAACCUACAGUUUGGGUGUAUAUAGUAUUAGCAUCGACGUCGGUAUCGAUAUUACCAAGUUGUUCACGAGCCAGCUUCGUCAUACAUACCUAUUGCUCGCCUACAUAUAUUAAUUCUUUCAGGGCAGAA
Molecule: messenger RNA, 2373 nt
Organism: Annulohypoxylon truncatum
Lineage: Eukaryota; Fungi; Ascomycota; Sordariomycetes; Xylariales; Hypoxylaceae
Product: DUF155-domain-containing protein
Exons: 3
Coding region: 353-2014 (553 amino acids)
Source: RefSeq, a predicted model, not a curated record